AUGCUGCUCCUCUGUGCCGCUCGGCCUCCUCCAGCUUCACGGCGAUCCGCUCCGGCGAAAAUGCUGCGAAAUAUCGACCGCUGCGAGGCCCUCAUCUUCACCACUUCGAGCGCCGUCGACCAGCCUACCUCACGACUCCGGCGCGGCGUCUCGCGGCUGCUUGCCGAGGCUAGCGACGACGGCGCGCUGGUCGCGCUUCUCGAGCCGCCCGGCAGCCCAGAGCACGAGCCCUUGCCGGGCGCCGUCACAUGGCCGACUAAUGCCGCCGAGCCGACCGUGGCGGAGCUCACAUCCUUGCGCGAGUCGAUGCACAUCGCGGCGCCUGCGGGCUUUGCCGGUGCGCCCGGCGCCGCGUGGGGUCGCGAGCCGGUGGCGGCACGCUGCGUCGUCCUGGUCACUUCGCUGGGCGCGACGGCGGCGGCGCUAGGUGCCGGGAUGCGGUCGGAGGGCUGGCUGGACGAGGAGAUCGACGGCGUCGCGGACGCGUGCCUGGACGGCGGCAUCGGCGAAGGGCCGCUCGCGCUGCGGCGCGGCGCUGUCUUCGGCGAGAGUGGUGUGGAGAGGGCGGUGCUCGCCGACUUGAGCACGCCCGGCGCGUACUGGCUCAACCCUGCGCUGCCUCGCGACCUGGAGGGGAGAGCGGUCGACCCGACCACCGGCGCGGUGGUGGCACGCGCCGCAGACGGGGAGGGUGCAGGGGAGGAGGAGGUGGCGCAGGUGACAGAGGCGGCGGAGGAGGAGGAGGAGGAGGAGGCGGAGGCGGCGGCGGAGGAGGAGGCGGCGGAGGCGCUACACUCCGCGCUCUCCGACAUUGCUCCUCUGCCGCGUGAGGCGGGCGAGGGAGGCGAGGGGGGCGAGGGAGGCGAGGGGGGCGAGGGAGGCGAGGGAGGCGAGGGAGGCGCGGCGGGCGAGGGGGGCGAGGGAGGCGGAGGCGCAAUCGAGGUUGAGCCGAGCGGCGCGCUGGCGGAGCUGGUGCUGAGCGGCGCGGCGCUGCUGGUCGACGUGCGGCAGCCGGCAGAGUGGCGGCUCGAUGGGCAUCUCGCCUGCUCCGCCAACCUGGCCGCCUACACGUGGGAGCACGGCUACUAUCUGCCCGACGCGACCUUCGCCGCCCGCGUGGCGGAGGCGUGGCCGCUCGACCAGCCGAUCGUGCUGCUCUGCGCGGACGGCGCUCUCUCGGAGGGCGCCGCCGCCGUGCUGGCGGCCGCAUCCUUCUCAGACGUUUUUGUGGUGCGCGGCGGGCUGCGGGCGUGGGAGGAAGCGGCGGAGGAGGAGGGCCUUCCGCGGCUGGUGGUGUCUGACGAUGGAGAGGGCGGGCUCGCGGGCUCUUGGGCGUGA
Emiliania huxleyi CCMP1516 is the source of this 1338-nucleotide messenger RNA. RefSeq lists its product as hypothetical. NCBI's taxonomy places the organism in Eukaryota, Haptophyta, Isochrysidales, Noelaerhabdaceae. Gene Ontology annotation, molecular function: thiosulfate-cyanide sulfurtransferase activity. The record is from RefSeq and is a predicted model, not a curated record. The coding region runs from base 1 to 1338 and encodes 445 amino acids. The transcript has 4 exons.